AUGUCUUAUCACAGCCGAAACUCCAGUGGAAGCAGCCACAUGUCUCUGCUCCGUCUCCCUAGCCCCAUCGAGCUAGCUGAGGAUCAUGUCUACUCCAGAGCAUCUCUCUACCCCCUUGACCGCACAGACUACGAGCCAUGCCGUAAGAGGAUCAUCAACACGAGCUUCGGUGCCCGUCAGAUCAUCCGUUUCAUCAACCAUCUUGAGACACAUGAUCCCGCACAGCACGAUGCCGCGGUGAAGAGACUUGUCGAGAUUGGUGUCGAUGUGGAUGACCUGGUUCGUCUUUCUCAACGUCGUGCUGAAGUUCCAUGGGAGGAGUCUUGGCCGUAUAACUGGGAGAAGAAAGACGGUUUGGUCUUGGGAUACAUGAAGAGGAACUUGCCUCGUUGGAUUGCGAUUAUGAAAAAAACAGAGGCUCGGGAGGCUGCUGAAGCUAUGGGUGAGACUCUUGAAGACGAUGAUUCAGAUGAUUAUAUCACCGCUGAUGAGAUGGAUGAGACUGAAGCUUCCCCAGGGAACGAGGUUCGUCCAGCGGAAGGGGUGCAGGAUGAUGUAGAUGGAGACGAGACGAAAGGCUCAUCAGCUGAGGACGAUGGCAUCUAUAGUGAGUCGCGUCUUCCUAAGGGUUCUAUGACUCUCAGGGAGUUGAUUGCGUCCUAUCGCAAGGCUCACGCGGAGCAGAAGCGAGCUGAACAGAUGCAGAACCAAAAGGAGGAGACCGAAGUCUGA
Fusarium subglutinans is the source of this 732-nucleotide messenger RNA. RefSeq lists its product as uncharacterized. NCBI's taxonomy places the organism in Eukaryota, Fungi, Ascomycota, Sordariomycetes, Hypocreales, Nectriaceae. The coding region runs from base 1 to 732 and encodes 243 amino acids. The record is from RefSeq and is a predicted model, not a curated record. The transcript has a single exon.